AUGAAUCCCCCUGAACUCCGUGAGGCAACAGUGACCUCUGACCUCAGCAGGUCGAAGAGGCUGAGAUCAGAGUCUCCAGAACCCAGUGGUGUGUCUGUGAAGAGUAAUGCAUCUAUGAUGAAUCCCCCUGAACUCCGUGAGGCAACAGUGACCUCUGACCUCAGCAGGUCGAAGAGGCUGAGAUCAGAGUCUCCAGAACCCAGUGGUGUGUCUGUGAAGAGUAAUGCAUCUAUGAUGAAUCCCCCUGAACUCCGUGAGGCAACAGUGACCUCUGACCUCAGCAGGUCGAAGAGGCUGAGAUCAGAGUCUCCAGAACCCAGUGGUGUGUCUGUGAAGAGUAAUGCAUCUAUGAUGAAUCCCCCUGAACUCCGUGAGGCAACAGUGACCUCUGACCUCAGCAGGUCGAAGAGGCUGAGAUCAGAGUCUCCAGAACCCAGUGGUGUGUCUGUGAAGAGUAAUGCAUCUAUGAUGAAUCCCCCUGAACUCCGUGAGGCAACAGUGACCUCUGACCUCAGCAGGUCGAAGAGGCUGAGAUCAGAGUCUCCAGAACCCAGUGGUGUGUCUGUGAAGAGUAAUGCAUCUAUGAUGAAUCCCCCUGAACUCCGUGAGGCAACAGUGACCUCUGACCUCAGCAGGUCGAAGAGGCUGAGAUCAGAGUCUCCAGAACCCAGUGGUGUGUCUGUGAAGAGUAAUGCAUCUAUGAUGAAUCCCCCUGAACUCCGUGAGGCAACAGUGACCUCUGACCUCAGCAGGUCGAAGAGGCUGAGAUCAGAGUCUCCAGAACCCAGUGGUGUGUCUGUGAAGAGUAAUGCAUCUAUGAUGAAUCCCCCUGAACUCCGUGAGGCAACAGUGACCUCUGACCUCAGCAGGUCGAAGAGGCUGAGAUCAGAGUCUCCAGAACCCAGUGGUGUGUCUGUGAAGAGUAAUGCAUCUAUGAUGAAUCCCCCUGAACUCCGUGAGGCAACAGUGACCUCUGACCUCAGCAGGUCGAAGAGGCUGAGAUCAGAGUCUCCAGAACCCAGUGGUGUGUCUGUGAAGAGUAAUGCAUCUAUGAUGAAUCCCCCUGAACUCCGUGAGGCAACAGUGACCUCUGACCUCAGCAGGUCGAAGAGGCUGAGAUCAGAGUCUCCAGAACCCAGUGGUGUGUCUGUGAAGAGUAAUGCAUCUAUGAUGAAUCCCCCUGAACUCCGUGAGGCAACAGUGACCUCUGACCUCAGCAGGUCGAAGAGGCUGAGAUCAGAGUCUCCAGAACCCAGUGGUGUGUCUGUGAAGAGUAAUGCAUCUAUGAUGUAUCCCCCUGAACUCCGUGAGGCAACAGUGACCUCUGACCUCAGGUAA
Sinocyclocheilus grahami is the source of this 1338-nucleotide messenger RNA. Its product is annotated as BUD13 homolog. Lineage: Eukaryota; Metazoa; Chordata; Actinopteri; Cypriniformes; Cyprinidae. The coding region runs from base 1 to 1338 and encodes 445 amino acids. The record is from RefSeq and is a predicted model, not a curated record. The transcript is spliced from 12 exons.